CGGAGGCGUCCCCAUCAGCACCACGGACAGCGCAGAGGCUUCCGGCCCGCGUCAGCGCCGCUGACAGCCCCCCGUGACCAGCCCCUCAGCCGGCUUGCAGCGGUCAGCGCCCCCAGAACAUGGCCACCGAGGUGCACAAUCUGCAGGAGCUCCGGCGAAGUGCGUCGCUGGCCACCAAGGUCUUUAUCCAGAGAGACUACAGUGAUGGGACCAUCUGCCAGUUCCAGACCAAAUUCCCCCCAGAGCUGGACAGCCGGAUUGAGCGGCAGCUCUUUGAGGAGACUGUGAAGACCCUCAACAGCUUCUAUGCGGAGGCUGAGAAGAUUGGGGGCAGCUCCUACCUGGAGGGCUGCCUGGCCUGCGCCACGGCCUACUUCAUCUUCCUCUGCAUGGAGACCCACUACGAGAAGGUUCUCAAGAAGAUCUCCCGCUACAUCCAAGAGCAGAAUGAGAAGAUCUUUGCCCCCCGAGGCCUCCUGCUCACAGACCCUGUUGAGCGUGGGAUGAGGGUUAUCGAGAUCUCCAUCUAUGAGGACCGGUGCAGCAGUGGGAGCUCCAGCAGCGGCAGCAGCGGCAGCGGCAGCAGUGGUGGGGGCGGUGGGGCGGGGGCCCGGUGACUGGCCGAGAGUCCCUGCAGGGAGGUGUAUGGCAGGACUGAGGGCCUUGCGGACCUUCGGCGGCUGCGCUACCAGAGCACCCGCUUCUGAGUCAUUCUGGAGGCCCACCUGCUGCCCUGGGCGGGAGGCCAGCGUCUGGCCAGUGUUUCCUGCAGGCCAUCAACCGCACCCCAUGCCCAUACCCUCUGGAAGGAUAGUCCACUCCCUCAUCUGGCUCUUCCCCAUAGGGCUGGUCUGGGUCACACACAGGCUAGGGUGGGGACAGCACCAUUUGGACAGGCCCUUUCUUCUGCAGCAACUCUCCCAAUACCCCAGGGAGGCCCAGGUAUGUCACACAGAGAAUUCCCAUCCUGCAUGCUUCCUUGCCCCAAGUGCCAUGUCCCCCAGGGCACUCUCCCCUUGGGGCCCCGCUCCCCCUGGCUGACUCCCAGUGUCCGUGCUUCCUGAUGCCACCCCAGGGCCUCUGCCUGUCCAUGAUCCUGCCUCCAUCUACUUUGAGGUCUGGGGAGACAGGAGUGGUCAGACUGUGGGUGCCAUGGUGGAGAGCUAGCUGUUCAGUCCCCUUUCCCAUCCCCACUCCUUGCCCACCCCCAGACCUGUGGCUUCUCUGCCCUCCACCCAAAGCCUGACGCCAUCUCGGCCUUGCCAAGAAGCAUCCAGCUCCUGAGACUUUGUAGGCCACCAGGUGCCGGUCAUGGGACACACAGCCUGGGUCUCUAGGAAGCGUCUGGAGAAAGGCCUCAUGGAGAGGUGUGGCCUGGGGGGCUUGAUCCUCCAGAACCAAAGCCAACUUCCUGAGAGUAGAACCUGCCUCUAUGUGAGAGUGAGUUGGUGUGCGUGUAGGCACGAACGGGAGUGCACCAUGUGCAUGAAUGCACGUGUGUCUGUGUUGGUGCAUGUGACUGCACCUGUGUGAGUGUACACGUGUGAGUGCACCUGUGCGUGACAGUGCACAUGUGCGUGACAGUGCGCUUGCGCGUUCCCCUUGGCUGCUAGGUCAAUGGCUGCCCCUCUCUGCAUCUGGUCUUCUCUUCCUGCGCGAUGGUCUGUGGCUGCUUCCCGGCUGGGUCCAGUUGUCCCUCUGUAGAUAAAUGUCCUAAUGCCCCCUUGCCCGUUGUCCCCGGGGCUGCUAGCUUGGCUUUCCUUCCAGGCCUUUUCCCUACCUGCAGGGUUCUCCCCACUGUCUGGCUCUACUGUGUACAUUCUAGCAGAAGAGAAGUUGGGGUUCAAGAGAGCAGAGCCAACCUUCUGGGGCCUUCCACGCCCCUGUCCCAGCCCCCCAUGACCAGGCAACAGGGCCACAGAUGCUGCAUAUCCAGCCCACGCAGGCUCCAGGGCUCACCGAGGCUGUGUAGGUGAGGCUGCCUCAGACAUCCACAGGGGCCGGCAGCCUGCAGGGGAAAAGGCAAACCCCUUCCUUGAAAGGAAAGAGGGGCAUCCAGCCCACCAGUCCCUGCCUGCCCAGGCUCAGUGGGAAGGAAGCUGCCCCGUCCUGGUGUCCUGGUGUCCUGAAGAUGGAGAAAAGGAGGUUGCCUGCCUUCGGUGGCAGGAGGUGCUAGAAGUGGAAAUGAAAGACCAGCCACUGCAGGUAGCUUUCUGAAACCAAAGAGGGACCUGAUUUUCUUUGGACACAGGAGCAGCGUGUGGGAAGGAGGUGCCUGCCCAGAGAGCUGGAGAGGGUGUCCCAGCCCCUGCGCCCAAGCGAGUUUUGCCUGAUCCAAGAAUCGCCCCAGAGAGCUGCAGUCCGGUGGGCUCCACAUAGCCCCCUGACCCUGGGCCCGGCCUGUGCCCACCCUGGCCCACUGUGUGACUGGGCCUUGUGUCGGA
This is a messenger RNA of Pteronotus mesoamericanus, 2444 nucleotides long. RefSeq names its product golgin A7 family member B (gene GOLGA7B). Gene Ontology annotation, biological process: peptidyl-L-cysteine S-palmitoylation; protein targeting to membrane. The record is from RefSeq and is a predicted model, not a curated record. The transcript is spliced from 5 exons. The coding region runs from base 120 to 617 and encodes 165 amino acids. Gene Ontology annotation, cellular component: palmitoyltransferase complex. NCBI's taxonomy places the organism in Eukaryota, Metazoa, Chordata, Mammalia, Chiroptera, Mormoopidae.